Molecule: messenger RNA, 2194 nt
Organism: Perca flavescens (yellow perch)
Lineage: Eukaryota; Metazoa; Chordata; Actinopteri; Perciformes; Percidae
Gene: tmeff2a
Product: transmembrane protein with EGF-like and two follistatin-like domains 2a
Exons: 10
Coding region: 555-1691 (378 amino acids)
Molecular function (GO): protein binding
Source: RefSeq, a predicted model, not a curated record
GUAAACCGGAGGGACCGCUGCGCUCGUGCAGGAGAACUGCUCGUCUCACCCGUGGAUACUAUCACACAGCCGCCGUCAUCUCCAAACCCUGUCCGUGGGAUACCUACCUACCUAAUCUGGCUACAACCUCUGAGUUUUACAGUUGUAGCCUAUUGCCUCCUUUUUUUUAAUCACUACCCCCUUUUUCCUCUUCUCAUCUUUUCUUCUCCCUCUCCUCAUCUUUGAGCAUCAUCCCCCUUCUGGCAAAUCGUUUUUGCCAACUUUUCCAGCCUGACUCCAUCCCACACAACAACAACCACCUCCUCCAUCGCUCACCAACCCCUCGGCAGUUUCCACCCCUCCAGUCCUCCCUCUUAUUGCAGCAGCCUCCCCUCCCCUGGAUCGGGCGGAACCCAUUCGGGGGGGCACUGCUACAUGGGGCGCACGGUCUCGCACGGAAAAUGGUCUGCAGUCGGUAUCUAGGCGCCCCGCUGAACCUGCAGGGACUGGAGUUGUCGGAACGGAGUGUCUGCGUCUCUUCCCCGCGUCGCGUGUGCUGUCGUGGCCAGUGAGAUAUGGGUCUCUCCGCGGCGGCGCAGGCACCGCUCGAGGAGCCCCGACGGCCGCGCCAGUGGAGCGGGACGGCGGGAGGCUGGCUCCGGAUCACGCUCGUCUCGUUUCUCGCCACUUUACCUGUGGAGCAGCUGCGCGCCUUCCCUUCCUCCCUCAGCGACUGCCAGACGCCGACCGGCUGGAACUGCUCUGGUUUUGAUGACCGGGAUACGGACCUGUUCUUGUGCGACACCAACGCUUGCAAGUUCGAUGGGGAGUGUCUAAGAAUUGGAAACAUGGUGAAGUGCAUUUGUGACUUUAAGUGCAACAAUGACUAUACGCCAGUGUGCGGCUCCAACAAUCAGAACUACCAGAACGAGUGUUUCCUGCGCAGGGAUGCCUGCAAGCAGCAGUCUGAAGUACUCAUAAUGUCAGAAGGUGCCUGCCCUGCUGAUGCAGGCUCAGGAUCAGGAGACGACGGAGGAGAGGGCUCCGCCGAGGCAGGGCAGAAGGAAACGUCAACCUGUGAUAUUUGCCAGUUUGGGGCUGAAUGCGACGUGGACGCAGAGGAUGUUUGGUGCGUUUGCAACAUCGACUGUUCCCACAUCAGCUUCAACCCGGUGUGUGCCUCCGACGGUCGUUCCUAUGACAACCCCUGCCAGGUGAAGGAGGCGUCCUGUCAGAAGCAGGAACGCAUCGAGGUCAAGUACCUGGGCCACUGCCAAGGCGACAUCAAAGGCGGAGAUGGACACUUUGCGCGGACCGACCUCACAGUAGAGGAAAAAGAGGAUCCGAGGAACGAGCUGGCCCGCGGCCUGUACAUCCCCUGUCCAGACCACUACAAAAACUACUGCGUCCACGGAGAGUGUCAGUUCCCCAGUAUCCUGGCCCAGCCCUCCUGCAGCUGUCACUCGGGUUUCAGAGGCCCCCAGUGUGACAUCAAAGAGUACAACGUGCUCUAUGUCGUGCCAGGCUCUGGCAAACUGCACUAUGUCCUCAUCGCCUCUAUCAUUGGAGCACUCCAGGUGGUCAUCAUCUGCGUGGUGGUGCUCUGCAUUACCAGGAAGUGCCCGCGGACCAACCGGAUCAACCGGCAGAAGCAGAACAAUGUCCAUUUCAGUACGGAGAACACCAUGCGCGCCUCCACCCGGCUUAUCUGAGCCCAGACACCCCCCCGGACAGAGUCCCCUCUCCACUUUACGGAGCGCUGUGGUGUCAGAUGUUCCCCCCUUAUAGGCCCAACCCCGAAAAAAUUAGGAUCUGCUUCCCUUCACUCCUUGCCCCUCUCUCCCCCAGUAUGAACUGUAAGGAUGCCCAGGGAGGAUGGUGGCACGGCAGUGAUGAGACUCACACAUGGGGGGGUAAUGGUGACAUCAGGCCCCACCCACCGCCGCCAGAUGAAGACGUGUCUCCCUGCACCUCGUCACUUCUGCCCAGGAGUUUUUCUGAAAAACUUAACCACGAGGUGUUGGGGGGGGGGCAUUGAGGACACUGAAUGUGAGUGUAUGAGUGUGUGUGUGUGUGUGUGUGUGUGUGAAUGUGUAUUAGAUGUUUGAGCUUCGGUAGAGACGGGCUAGCCGGCGUCUGUCGUUUCUAGAGGGGUUAAAGCAAAGCGGGGGUAGUGCAAAUCAGGGUAGCGGGCUUUAAAUGAGGCGUGUGUUGU